AUGCCCCCACGACCACAGAAGCGCGUCAAGAACGACGCCAAGGCGGUGAAGGCUUCGGCCCCCGCCGCGCCUGCUCCCCUCCCCCAGAGCCGCCUCUUCGCCCCCUUCCGUGCCCUCGGCUUCGUCUCGGAUGACGUCCCAUUCUCCAUGUUCGUGCACACCCCCAAGGGUGCGCUUGCCAAGCCGACUAUCCACAUUGUCUCGAGUGUGGGACGUAGCUGGCUCAUGUGGGAUGCCGAGCGCAUGACCUUGCUCUUUGCCGGUCCCGAUGCCGGCGCAACCAUUACGAGCCUUGCGCAGACCGGAAGCGAGGUGUUUGCUGCUGCCGGCCCAAGAGUGAUCAAGUACCUUCGUGGUAAGGAGACCGCCAUCUACGAGUCUCCCGACGCCUCGACGCUCGGCAAGCUUCUCAUCUUUGGCGAGCAAAUCGUUGCGCUCAAGCACGACGGCACUGGCAUGUUCAUUUGGAACAUUGCCUCUGGCGAGCUGGACAAUGAGAUUGUCUUCCACUCGUCUUUUACUGCCACCACCAUUAUGCACCCGGCCACAUACCUCAACAAGGUCCUCGUCGGUAGCCGGGAGGGCGAGCUCCAGCUCUGGAACAUCCGUACUGGGUGGGUUAGACAGUGUUUUUCGACGCUAACCCUCAGAUCUCUCAUCCACACUUUCUCUUCCCCUAAUCCCUCCUCGGUCUCGCCCGUCACCAUUGUCGUUCAGUCCCCCGCCCUCGAUGUCGUUGGUGUCGGAUACCUCGAUGGUACCAUCCGCGUCUUUGACAUUAGCUCGGACGAGCUGGUUAUGGAGAUGCGCAUGGACGAGGGUUCCAUCACUGGUCUCUCGUUCCGCAUGGACGGCACCCCUGUCCUUGCCUCGUCGUCGUCUGUUGGUGCGAUUGCCAUGUGGGACCUGAACAAGGGCGGUCGUGUCCUUCACAUCACCCGCACUGCCCACGAGCAGGCCGUCUCUGGUCUCGAGUGGGUCCAGGGCCAACCUCUCCUUGUCUCGUCGUCGGCGGACAACAGUGUCAAGCAGUGGCUGCUCGACUCGCCGACCGCGGCCCCCCGCCUGCUCAAGUUCCGUACGGGCCACCACGCUCCCCCCACCUGUAUCCGCUACUACGGCGACGACGGCAAGCAGAUCCUCACCGCCGGCCGUGACCGUGCGCUGAGGUAUACCUCUGUUGUCCGUGACUCGCGCAGUCACGAGCUGUCGCAGGGUUCUUUGAUGAAGAAGGCGAUUGGUCUCGGUGUGUCGGUGGACAACCUGAAGAGCCAGCCCAUCAUUGGCAUCUCGUCAUCAUCGACGCGUUCCAAGGACUGGGACGAUGUGCUCACCGCCCACGCCGAGGACUCGUCGGCGCGCACAUGGCGUGUGCAGGACAAGCGUCUUGGCGACUGGAUGUUUGACAUGGAGGAAGGCGGUGCCGUGCAGGCCGUGUGCGUCACCCAGUGUGGCAACUUUGGCCUUGCCGGUUCGUCGAGCGGUGAGAUUCGCAUGUGGAACAUGCAGUCGGGCAAGGAGCGCAAGUCGUUCGCCCUCACUGGUCCUGCACCAGGCAACACCAAGCCCAAGAUUAUCACCAACAGCAAGCCUAAAAAGGCCAAGGCCAAGCAGCUCAAGAAGAGCAUCGAGGCGAUUACUGGCCUCGCGACUGACAACCUCAACACCAUGGUCGUUGCCGGUACCCUCGAGGGCAAGCUUUAUUUCUUUGACUUCCAUACCACCCAGCUGGUGCACACCAUGGAACUUGACAGCUCUAUCACUGCUCUCGACCUGCAGCGUGACAGCGGCCUGCUGUCUGUCAUCUGUGACGACCUUGUUGUGCGCGUCGUGGACGUUGAGACUCGCCGUGUGGUCCGUGAGCUGCGCGGUUUCAAGGGCCGUAUCCUCGACACUGUCUUCACUCCCGACUCGCGCUGGCUCAUUGCCACGUCGCUGGACUCGACUGUGAGGACGUUUGACAUCCCCACCGGCCGCCUGGUCGAUGCGUUCCGUACUCCCUCCAUCGCCACGUCGGUCACCUUUUCCCCCACGGGCGACUUCCUCGCCACUUCGCACGUCGACAGCCUGGGUGUGCACCUGUGGGCCAACAAGGCCCAGUUCAGCGAGGUCGCCCUCCGCCACAUUCCCGAGGAGGAGGACGUGCCGGAGAUUGCCCUCCCGACUGUGCAGGGUGUGGACAAUGAGACGCUCGACGGCCUCGAGCCCAUUGGCGCACCCGAGUACACGGACAUUUACACUACUCCCGACCAGCUCGCCGACGGCCUGCUCACUCUCUCGCUUCUGCCCCGCUCGAGGUGGCAGACUCUGUUGAACCUUGACACCAUCAAGGCGCGCAACAAGCCCAAGGAGGCUCCCAAGGCGCCUGAGGCUGCUCCAUUCUUCCUCCCCACGGUGUCGGGUCUGGAGACGCGCUUCGACGUCUCGGCCGCCCAGGCGCGCGACGACGACCCGCUCAGCGCCCGUCUGGCGCCCAGCGCAUCCUUCCUCGAGAGCGAGUUCACCCGCCGUCUCGCGCGCGAGGACGAGGACGGAGACUACUCGUCGUUCUUCGAGUACCUCAAGGCCCUGUCGCCGUCUGCUGCCGACCUCGAGAUCCGCUCGCUCGUCAGCCUCGACCACCUGGCGGCCUUCCUCUCCGCCCUCCUCGGCCGCCUCCGCUCGCACCGCGACUUUGAGGCUGUCCAGGCCUUCCUCGCCGUCUUCCUCUCGGUGCACGGUGACGUGCUUGUUGCCAACGCCGAGCUGCGUGACCUCCUCGAACGCCUGGAACAGGCCCAGAAGCGCGAGUCGGCACGGCUCAUGGAGCUCGUGAGCUAUUCGCUCGGCACGCUCGCGUUCCUUCGUAGCUAG
Apiotrichum porosum is the source of this 2853-nucleotide messenger RNA. RefSeq lists its product as uncharacterized. Gene Ontology annotation, cellular component: Pwp2p-containing subcomplex of 90S preribosome; small-subunit processome. The transcript has 3 exons. The record is from RefSeq and is a predicted model, not a curated record. Gene Ontology annotation, biological process: rRNA processing. Gene Ontology annotation, molecular function: protein binding. Bases 1 to 2853 code for a protein of 950 amino acids. NCBI's taxonomy places the organism in Eukaryota, Fungi, Basidiomycota, Tremellomycetes, Trichosporonales, Trichosporonaceae.